Molecule: messenger RNA, 3084 nt
Organism: Pollicipes pollicipes
Lineage: Eukaryota; Metazoa; Arthropoda; Thecostraca; Pollicipedomorpha; Pollicipedidae
Product: chitin-binding domain protein cbd-1
Exons: 8
Coding region: 16-2628 (870 amino acids)
Cellular component (GO): extracellular region
Molecular function (GO): chitin binding
Source: RefSeq, a predicted model, not a curated record
CCACAGCUUCGCAUCAUGGCGUGGCUCCAGCUCCUGCUUACGCUCUGCCUGGCCGCCGGCCUACAGGCGGCCCCCGAGCGACCGGAGGGUGGCUUCUCAUGCCCCCGCCCCCAGGGCCUCUUCGCGCACCCCUACGACUGUCACAAGUUCCUGCACUGCGACCAUGACCAUCCGUAUGUCAAGGACUGCCCGGCCGACCUGCACUUCAACCCCAAGAUCAUGGUGUGUGAUUGGCCGGAGCAGGCGGGCUGCCGUCCGGGCGCGCCCACCGACCCGCCCACGCCCGACGUGUCGCCUGAGCCCGGCAUGGAGUGCGACUGCGAGUGCUGCCUGAAGCCCAACGGCGACGACUGCACCACCUUCUACCUGUGCAAGGAUGGCAAGGCCUACCUGGAGACUUGCGCCACCGGCCUGGUGUUCAACCCCAACACCCAGAACUGUGAUCUGCCCAGCAACUACGACUGUGGUGGUCCCGAGCCGACGCCCAGUCCGUUUGAUUGUCCCACCGACGGACUGUUCCCCAAUCCGGCCGACUGCCACACCUUCUUCCACUGCUCCAAUGGAAUCUCGUACAAGAAGAACUGUCCCGCUAACCUCGACUUUGACGCGCGGACAAAGCGGUGCGAGUGGCCAAACCAGGCCGGCUGCCGGUACCCAGCCUCGACCACUAAGAAGCCUCCCGAACCCACUACGCGCUCCACCACUACAACCAAACGGCCGGACUUCGACUGUCCCACCGGAAACGGGCUCUUCCCCAAUCCGGAGGACUGUCAUACGUUCUUCCAUUGUUCCAAUGGAAUCCCGUACAAGAAGGACUGUCCAGCUAACCUCGACUUCGACGCCAAGACGAAACGGUGCGAGUGGCCAGACCAGGCCGGCUGCCGGUACCCAGCCUCGACCACUAAGAAGCCGCCCGAACCCACCACGCGCUCCACCACUACAACCAAACGGCCGGACUUCGACUGCCCCACCGCAGACGGGCUGUUCCCCAACCCGAAGGACUGCCAUACGUUCUUCCAGUGUUCGAACGGAAUUCCCUACCUAAUGGACUGUCCGGCCAACCUCGAAUUCAACCCGGUCCUCCUCGUCUGCGAUUGGCCAGAGCAUGCCGGCUGCUCGAAUAAGACCACACCCACUACGCCCGCAGUGUCCCCCACCACACCCCGCACGCCCGCUACCACUCCCAAACAUCCAGGCUUCGACUGCCCCACCAGCAAUGGGCUGUUCCCCAACCCGAAGGACUGUCACUCGUUCUACCACUGCUCGAACGGGCACCCUUACCUGAAGUACUGUCCCGCUAACCUUGAGUUCAACCCGGUGCUCCUGGUGUGCGACUGGCCCGAUCACGCUGGUUGCGGCGACCACCCGCAGCCCACGCCCGACUACCCGGUCACCACGCCGGUGCCCGACGACGACAUCGUCUGCCCGAACAAGAGCUGCGUGUGCAGGCUUCCGGAUAAGAAGGACUGCAGCGGCUUCUACCAGUGUCGGGACGGCAAGGCGUACCACAAAAGCUGUCCGACCGGCCUAGUCUUCAACCCCGACACGGAAGUGUGCGAUCUGCCCGCCAAUGUGGACUGCGGCGCCCCCACUACUGCCAAACCGCCGCCACCUACCACCACCCGCACACCUGCCACCACUCCCAAACAUCCAGGCUUCGACUGCCCCACCAGCAACGGGCUGUUCCCCAACCCGGAGGACUGUCACUCGUUCUACCACUGCUCGAACGGGCACCCUUACCUGAAGUACUGUCCCGCUAACCUUGAGUUCAACCCAGUGCUCCUGGUGUGCGACUGGCCCGAUCACGCUGGUUGCGGCGACCACCCGCAGCCCACGCCCGAUUACCCGGUCACCACGCCGGUGCCCGACGACGACAUCGUCUGCCCGAACAAGAGCUGCGUGUGCAGAGUACCUGAUCCCAAAGACUGCCACAAAUUCUACCAAUGCAAGAACGGCAAGGCCUACCCGGUGAGCUGUCCCACAGGCCUCGUCUUCAACCCGGCUCUGGAGGUCUGCGACUACCCUGGUAAUGUCCCAGGCUGCGCACCAACGAAACCGACCAAGCCGACCAAGCCGACCCGUCCGACCCGGCCGACCCGGCCUACCAGGCCGACACACAAGCCCACGCCAGAUUCAUCCAGCUCUAGCUCGGAGUCGGGAAGCGGAUCUCACCACCACCACAGCAGCGACUCUGAUUCCGGCUCCUGCUCCAAGCACCACCACGGCAGCGACUCGAAGCACCACCAUGGCAGCGGCUCUCAUUCGAAGCAUCAUGGCAGCGACUCGAAGCACCACGGUAGUGGCUCGAAGCACCACCAUGGCAGUGGCUCGAAGCACCACCACGGUAGCGGCUCGAAGCACCACGGCAGGGAGUCGGCGGAGCGCGUGAAGUCGUCUGCACCUGCUCUGAAGAGCUCGCCUCUGUACAGGAACCCGGACCACGGCACUGUCGAGGACGAUGAUGGCUUCUUGGAGGCCCAGUUCUGCCCGAAGCCGAACGGCAAGUUUGCGUCCUCCAAGUGCCACUACUACUACCACUGCGUGGACGGCGUGCCAACCAUGAAGCGCUGCCUGCACGGCACGCGCUUCUACGCCAAGGGGUCUCGCUGCAUUCCGGGCAGCUGCUGAGCGGCCGCUGGGCAGCUACUGGGCGGCCGCUGGGCGCCUGCUGGGCGGCCGCUAGGCGCCUGCUGGGCGGCUGCUGAGCGCCUGGUCAGCGCGUAGUGGGGGAUGGUGCUGCAGAGGCUGCUGACCGUCGCGGUCCAGAGUGAAGGCUAGUCCGGUCGAGAACGUGAGGACGCUCGCGCCGGCGGACAGCUCACUGUCCACUCAGCUGCAGCUCUGUGCGAAAGGCUCUUCCGGAUCGUGUGCUUCUAGCUUAUGUAGAACUGGCUUGUGUGCACUUGGGAGAAGGUGGUACGCGCUCUACGAACGGAUGCCUCUUGCUGCUUACGCUUGGACGAUGAUGGACUCUUGCUAGUGCAUCUCCUCUACUGCACCGCGUGCUGUUGCUAAUGCACCUCCUAACCGCACCCCGUCGCCACGUAUCAGGCACAUAUUAGGCAAUAAAUUUGCACGUCAUGA